Messenger RNA from Ramularia collo-cygni, 738 nucleotides. RefSeq names its product related to spherulin 1A precursor. Gene Ontology annotation, molecular function: manganese ion binding. NCBI's taxonomy places the organism in Eukaryota, Fungi, Ascomycota, Dothideomycetes, Mycosphaerellales, Mycosphaerellaceae. The transcript is spliced from 3 exons. The record is from RefSeq and is a predicted model, not a curated record. Bases 1 to 738 code for a protein of 245 amino acids. Gene Ontology annotation, cellular component: cell wall.
AUGUUUCGUCAGACCCCAACGAUCUUGCGACUCCUUCUGGCUUUGCUCUGGCAGCAAGUCUCCGCCGUUGACCAGACCCGGGAUGCGGCCAUGGUCUCUAAACUCGAUCUUGCCGCCACGCAGCUCGACCGGCUUGCGCUCAUCCCGAACGAUGAGGAUUGGGUAUUUGAUUUCACGGCGCAGAAGCCCUACUACAGUUGGGCCCCGGGUGGAGUCACCAACAUGAACGCUGCAACAUUUGCCGCUGGACGCAAGAAUGGAUUGACCAUGGCCAUGGUAAACCUUGGACCCUGCUGCAUGUUGCCGCCUCACCUUCAUCCACGUGCUGCCAACUAUGUUGUUGCGACCAUGKGUAACACCACUACGUAUAUGUGGGAGGAGAACGGCGCGCAUCUCAUCACAACCAACCUCACUCCAGGAAAAGCUACCCUGUUUCCCGCUGGAGCCAUGCAUAUGAUGGUCAACACUGCUCAGCUCGUAUCUUCCCUGACCAGCGAAGAUGCCGGCACACUCAACAUCGCUGCCGUCCUUACCAACGGUUUUCCGCAUGAGUAUGUCAACGCCGCCUUUGGAGGCAAUUUUGCAAAUGACAAUACCAGCGCCGCUGUUCCACCCAUUGGUACCGGAGCUAAUUGGGGCACUGAUGAGUGCAUGAAGAGAUGCAACAUCGAGCCCAGCAAAAAUUCGGCGGCCAACAACGAUGAGACUUCUGAAGGCCGGAUCGGGAACAAACCAUAA